CGGAAACAACAAUAUCUAAAAUAUAUUUUGCAUUGAGACUAUUUUUCAAAAUGGCAGCCUCCUUGGAAAAAUAUUUGUCCAAAAUUAAAGCUCCUUUGGGCGGUGAAAAAGUCUAUAAAGAUGAAUGUGCAUUUUCCUUCGAUACGCCGGGAUGUGAAACAGGUCUGUAUGUGUGUAUGAGUACAUUCAUUGGUGUGGGGAAGAAACAUGUUGAACGCUUUUCAAGACAAACAGGCAACAAUGUCUUCUUGCAUAUGAGACGGAUCAAGAAAGAAAUUCCAAAACAGGAAGAUGACCCACCAGCCAAGAAACCUACCAAGCUAGCAAUUGGUGUUGAAGGUGGCUUUGAUGUUGAUGACAAGAAGUAUACAGUAGAAGAGGUGAACUCUAUUGUUGUUCUACCAGAAUGGACAGUCAUACCACUACCUACCACAGACAUACCAAUGAUGGCACAGCUGUCAAGUGCAGCUAUUAUUGCAGCUGAGUCUGCAGCUAAGGCUGAAGAGGCUGCAGCCAUGGCAGACACUUGGGAGGGAGAAAAGAGGGUCAUCUCGAGGCAUGCUGCAAACUUGCUUCAACUCGACAAUGGUGUUAAGAUUCCACCAAAGGGCUGGGUUUGUUCACGUUGUGAGCUGACUACUAAUCUAUGGGUGAACCUGACUGAUGGUACCAUCUUGUGUGGCAGAAAGUUCUGGGAUGGCAGUGGGGGCAAUAACCAUGCAGUUGAACAUUACAACGAGACCAAGUACCCCCUGGCUGUCAAGUUGGGUACAAUCAACCCAGAUGGAGCAGAUGUUUAUUCAUAUGAUGAAGAUGAUAUGGUUGAAGAUCCAGAUCUUAAAAAACAUUUAGCGCACUUUGGAAUCAAUAUUUCUGCAAUGCAAAAGACUGACAAAUCUAUGGUCGAGCUAGAAAUAGAUCUGAACCAGCGUAUUGGAGAAUGGGACGUCAUUCAAGAAUCUGGAAGUAAGCUUAAGCCUCUCUAUGGGCCAGGUUUCACUGGGAUGAAGAAUCUUGGCAAUAGCUGUUAUAUGAACUCAGUCAUGCAAGUCCUCUUCAACAUUCCUGAUUUCAAAGCUAGGUAUGCUGAUCAAGCUGAGGAGUUGUUCAACACUGCACCAAGAGACCCUACUUCAGACUUCAGCCUUCAAAUGGCGAAGCUUGGCAAUGGUUUGCUAUCAGGAGAUUACUCCAAGGUGCCACAAGAUGGAGAGACAACCACAGAGGGCAAUGGUGAUGAGGGCAAAGAGAGAAUUGUGACGGACACAGGAAUUCGACCCCAGAUGUUCAAGACAUUAGUUGGUCGUGGUCAUCCCGAGUUCUCUACAAAGAGACAACAAGAUGCCCAAGAGUACAUUCUGCAUCUCUUUAGUCUCAUAGAGAGAAACAGUCGAGGUAGUGUCAAUCCCACUGAUGCCUUCAGGUUUUCUGUGGAGGAGCGUAUACAGUGCUCUCAGUCCAAAAAGGUGCGCUACACCAACAGAGAUGAGUUCAUCUUGGAGUUGCCUAUACCUCUAGAAGCUGCUACUAACAAGGCUGAGGUGCAGGCUUACAAUGAAAAGAAAGCUGAGCUUGAAGCUAAAGGUGAACAAAUAAAUGUAAAGGAGAUGGUCCGGCCCAGGAUAGCAUUGUCUGCUUGCUUACAGACUUUCCUCGAACCCGAAAAUAUUGAUGAUUUUUACAGUUCUGCAAUAAAUACAAAAACAACUGCUCAAAAAACAACAAAAUUAGCCUCAUUUCCAGACUACUUAUUAGUGCAAAUGAAAAAGUUUACAAUAGGUGAUGAUUGGGUUCCAAAGAAACUUGAUGUGUCCCUAGACAUACCCGAUGAGCUAGAUCUGAGUAGCAGCAGGGGUAGUGGACUAGCCCCAGGGGAGGAGCUUCUCCCAGAGGCAGAGGUAUCUGCGGAAGAACCCCCAGCUGUGCAGAUAGAUGAGGCAGUGGUGAGUCAGCUAGCAGAUAUGGGCUUUGCAGUGGAAGGUUGCAAAAGAGCUGUGUUCCAUACCAACAAUACAGGUGUUGAAGCAGCUAUGAACUGGGUCAUGGAACAUAUGGGAGAUCCAGAUUUUGCUGCACCUUUCCAAGUCCCUGGCACCAAAGGAGCCAAGGCUUCAAGUGGCGUUGUUGUCAAUGAGGAGGGUGUUGGUAUGGUGAUGUCUAUGGGCUUUACUGCAGAGCAGGCAACCAAGGCGCUCCAAUCAACUGAUAACAAUGUAGAGAGGGCAAUAGACUGGAUAUUCAGCCAUGCAGAUGAGCUAGAUACACCCAUGGAGACUGAGCCAUCUGUUGCUGCCCAAGCUAAUGUUCCUGAUGCUGGGCCUAAGUGCAGAGAUGGACCUGGCAAAUAUAAGCUGGUUGCCUUCAUAAGUCACAUGGGAACAUCAACACAAGUUGGACACUAUGUAUGCCAUAUCUUAAAAGAUGGACGCUGGGUGAUAUUUAAUGAUGAAAAAGUAGCACUCUCAGAAAAACCACCAAAAGAUCUUGCAUAUAUUUAUGUCUACCAGAGACAAUAGAUGAACUUAGGAAACUGAUGUGAGAUCUCAUGGAAAAGUACUUUAAAUGAGCCACAAUUAACAGUUUAUAAUGUAAACAUGAGGACUUCAAGAUCCGGGAUCUCGUGGAGUACAUUUGACAAAAUUAGAGAUUCUCAAGACUCAUUUUGAGUGCAAGCAUUCACAUUUUCUAAACAUCAAGACUAAAAUUUGUGUAGAACAAAAAAAAGUGUCUCUAAGAUGGAUGAAAACAUGGAUGGUAGACUCAGUCGUAUAAAUUGCCAAAUAAAAGUGUGCAAAUUUCACCUUUUGUACAUGUACACUUUUAAAUAUUCUCUUGAAUAAAUUAUAGCUUUUUCUCGAAAAUGCACGUUAUUUAGUAAUUAGGCCUAUAGAUGCCUGUACUCAAUUAUGUUCACAACUAGGAAAAUUCAUGGACCCAAAGUACAAACUUUGGACUUAACAGAUGAAGAGAUUCUCAAAGUUCACAUGGUAUAUCACAUGAUCAAGUUAUGUAGAAUAUAA
This is a messenger RNA of Owenia fusiformis, 3020 nucleotides long. The record is from the annotation of a GenBank genome assembly. Lineage: Eukaryota; Metazoa; Annelida; Polychaeta; Sabellida; Oweniidae.